UCCUCUUGCUCAAUAUCUCAUCACUGCUUAAAUAAAUUGGCUGAAUCCAAUAUCAUCUUCUCUACUUCAAGCUAUAUAUAUUUAUAUAGAUUAAUCCACCUUCAAUUUUAAUGGAGAGGUAUUCUUCAGGCCAAAGAUUCAUUGUAAUUAUGUUGUUCUUGGCAGCCAUGUCUGCCACCACUUUGGUGCGAGGCCAAGGCACCCGUGUUGGAUUCUAUUCUAUCACUUGUCCUAAUGCUGAAUCUAUUAUACGCUCCACAGUUCAAACCCAUUUUAAGACUGACCCUGCAAUUGCUCCUGGUUUGCUUAGGAUGCAUUUCCAUGAUUGUUUUGUUCGAGGCUGUGAUGCUUCUAUCCUUAUCAACGGCUCCAAUACAGAGAAAACAGCCCUACCGAAUCUUGGGUUGAGAGGACAUGAAGUUAUUGACGAUGCCAAGACUCAGCUUGAAGCUGCAUGCCCUGGAACUGUUUCUUGCGCUGAUAUUCUUGCACUUGCUGCCCGUGAUUCUGUUGCUCUGACUAGUGGAGGAAGUUGGCUGGUGCCUACUGGACGUAGAGAUGGCCGAGUGUCAUUAGCAUCUGAAGCUAGUGCUUUGCCUGGCUUCACUGAAUCUAUUGAUUCACAAAAGCAAAAAUUUGCUGCAAAGGGUCUUAACACACAAGAUCUUGUUACACUUGUUGGAGGACACACCAUUGGAACUACAGCUUGCCAAUUCUUCAAUUACAGAUUAUAUAAUACAACUGGAAAUGGGUCUGAUCCUUCCAUUAGUGCUUCAUUUCUGCCUCAACUACAAGCACUAUGUCCACAAAUUGGUGACGGGAAAAAGAGGGUUGCACUAGACACAAAUAGUUCAAACAAGUUCGACACAUCUUUCUUCAUUAACUUAAAGAAUGGCAGAGGAAUACUUGAGUCCGACCAAAAACUGUGGACAGACGCUUCUACAAGACCCUUUGUACAACGUUUCUUGGGUGUUAGAGGCUUGGCUGCAUUAAACUUCAACGUCGAGUUUGGGAAGUCCAUGAUCAAGAUGAGUAAUAUAGGAGUGAAGACUGGCACUGAUGGUGAAAUUCGAAAAAUAUGUUCUGCAGUAAACUGAAUAUGUUUGCACGUUUAUUAUAGGAAACAUAAUUAGCAAACUGUAAUUGGAGUGUUUAGCGUAUGCCUUACAAACAAAAAAAGAAGAUAAUUAAGUAAUUAUUUUUCAAAUAUAUAAUUGUCGAGGUUCUGCUGCGGAAUAAAUAGUUUUUCAAAUAAUCAACUCCUUUGCCAUUCCUGUCAGACA
Ricinus communis (castor bean) is the source of this 1283-nucleotide messenger RNA. RefSeq names its product cationic peroxidase 2. The coding region runs from base 111 to 1097 and encodes 328 amino acids. The transcript has 3 exons. Gene Ontology annotation, cellular component: plasmodesma; plant-type cell wall. Gene Ontology annotation, molecular function: heme binding; peroxidase activity. NCBI's taxonomy places the organism in Eukaryota, Viridiplantae, Streptophyta, Magnoliopsida, Malpighiales, Euphorbiaceae. The record is from RefSeq and is a predicted model, not a curated record. Gene Ontology annotation, biological process: hydrogen peroxide catabolic process; response to oxidative stress.